Lottia gigantea (owl limpet) is the source of this 3699-nucleotide messenger RNA. RefSeq lists its product as hypothetical. The coding region runs from base 1 to 3699 and encodes 1232 amino acids. NCBI's taxonomy places the organism in Eukaryota, Metazoa, Mollusca, Gastropoda, Lottiidae. The record is from RefSeq and is a predicted model, not a curated record. The transcript is spliced from 20 exons.
AUGAAAACCUCUCUACAACCCCUUUUAAUUCCACUAGCAAUACAUCUUUACAGUUUUUCAAUGAUUUUAGUGUCAGAUUUGUGUGGCAAGAAACAGUAUUUGCCCUUCACACAUCAAACAAAGAGAUCUGUGAAUUAUGAUAAAACAACAACGUUUACUGAUAGAUUUAUGAGAGAAGGAUGGUAUGGUAGUCAAGACUUUAUCAUUCCGUUUGUAAAACCGAAAAGAAGACAUUGUGGAGCUAUAUAUCCAAUCUUUCUACAACGUGAACCAGGUUUUGAAAAAGUUAUAGAAGAUGUUACAGCUUGCAUUCUUGAUUGUACAUACACAAUGUCGAUCAAGGCACUAAGAUGCUCUCCACGAUUAACCAUAUACAAAUUGACAAGACCGUUAAAUAGUAACGCUGCAUAUUGCCUAGAUGGAUUCGAAACCGGUACCGAACUAUUAGAUUUUGACACAAAUGUGACUAUUGAUACAAACAUAAGACUGGUUAAUGGUUCCGAAUAUGAAAAAGAAUUUAGUUUCAAAUGUUCUUUUCCCAAUCCAAAUCAGGAUUCACUCGUAUACAAGGCGACAUGGUUUGUUGAUGAUAUGAUGGUAUACGAGUCUUACUAUACUAAUUAUGACGAUUGUGAUGCAGUUAGAAGCUUGACUGAUACUAGGCUAAGGGACAGUAACAUCACUACACUCGGUUUUCAGCUUCACUGUAAUAUAAGAGCUGCUAAUAGUAUUAAUGGUAAGUGGAUGUCGAGUUUACCGUCAACUAGUAGAAAGAAGUUUAUCGGAAUGGAAGUUGAGAAUCCGGUUAUAAAUAUAAAAGAAGGAGAACAAACAACAAUAAAGAUUCGGUCCACAGUUCCUAUUGGUUGUUUUGAACCUGAGGGGUGUACAUUAACAGUAACUGCUGAUAUACCCCAGGAUGCGGACAAGAAAUGUGAACCUACUCCUACAGCUAAUGGUAUUAAUAUUGUCAAAGAUACAUCACUCAUUCAAGGCAAAACAUGUAAAAUGUACAGUGAUCCGUAUUUGGAGGAUUUCUACACACAUAUGGGAAAGUCUUCAUUUCAAAUGGAAGGUACAUUCUACUUAUUACAAAUGGAUAAUGUGGAGGUGCAAUUAACGGAUUGUGCUACAGUGGGAGGAGGGUCUUGUGUUUGUGGUGUCGUGGUAAGAGUAGGCAGAACUGCCUUUAUGAUCAACCACUGUAACCUAGAAAACUGGUACAUUGACUAUAUAUUAUGUGACGAUGGUGGUGAUAUUCUUGAUGUAAGAAAAAAAGAUGAAACGACGUUUGAGCUAUUUUUACCAACUGAUACAAAAAUAAGCAUCACUCAAAUUGAGAACUCCAAUAUCCACUGGUUGAAUAUUUAUAUAUACCCAUCAGUAAGAGAUAUCGGUAAAACAUCUGGUUUAUGUGGGGAAUUAACAGCCAACCCACCAUCCGUACAAUACGAUGACGCAUAUUUUAAGUCUUUCAGAGUUCGUGCAGACGUUAGCUUGUUUGACCCAGGAAACUGGAGAACCCUGCCAGAAUGGGCAUCUAAUAACACUGUAAGAUUCCAACAUUGUCGUUGUGAUGAGAGAGUAGCUGGUGGAAUAGACACAUCUCUGAACUGUAGUCCAGUACCAGGGGCGACAACCUGUUCUUCAGACACAGAUUAUACCUUGUUCCAUAAAAAAAAAUGUAUCAAUCCUUUACGAAAGAAAAGAUCACUUCCUCUAGGGUUGCAACCUCAAAUAUUACUCCACCGACGUCUCAGGCGGGAUGUAAGUUGGAAGAAUGGAUGGACUAUGGACAGUGCUAAUGAAUAUUGUUCUGGUCUGUUUAAUAAUUCUAUGGUUAUUAAGAGAUGUGAAGGUAUAAGAGGUAUUAAUAUUGAAGGGGCUAUAGAAACCUGUGUCAGUGAUAUACAGCUAAGUGGAACUGAUGUGUUUGCUCUCUCCGCCAUAUCGUCUGUCAGUUCUCAAUGUUUACGUGAAGCCAGAAUGAAUGGGACUUUACGAGAAAAAAAGGUGGAUAGCAAUAAAACUAUUCUGGAGUUGGUGAAAGAAGUUGCAUGUCCUGGAGAAUGUUCAGAUCAGGGUCUUUGUGAAAACGGUAAAUGUAUCUGUAACUCUGAGUUUAUUGGAUCCGACUGUUCAGUAUCACUCAAUGAACCACCAUUAGCCCACAAUCUAGAAGCUGAUGGACAUUGUGAUUUAUCACAAGACGAUUGUACUGAUGUGGCUGUUUUUGGUGGAAGAUUUGUAGAUGCUGAGCAGACCAAGUGUCAACUGUUACCAUUUGAGAUAAAGAACGACCAAGUUAUUAUCAGUGAAGAAAGAAUAAUACAGACAGCAGUAUUUGAGAGUAUUGGAGAAGUAACGUGUAAAUUACCAUCUAGAAAACGUAGAAGAAGAUCAGUAGAUGUACCAGUUAUUGAUGAAACUGUGACAGGUUAUAAAGUCUCCGUAUCUAAUAAUGGCCAGAACUACAGUCAACAGUUAAAUUUCAUCAUAUAUAAUACAGAAUGUAUAAACUGUAGUAUAGAUAACUCGGAUAAAAUGAACUGCUCAUUUUCGGUUAACUAUUGUAUUAUAGAUGCUAUAUGUUAUAGUAAUGGUUUAUUUCAAUCUAACUAUUGUAUUAUAGAUGCUAUAUGUUAUAGUAAUGGUUUAUUUCAGUCUAACUAUUGUAUUAUAGAUGCUAUAUGUUAUAGUAAUAGUUUAUUUCAGUCUAACUAUUGUAUUAUAGAUGCUAUAUGCUAUAGUAAUGGUUUAUUUCAAUCUAACUAUUGUAUUAUAGAUGCUAUAUAUUAUAGUAAUGGUUUAUUUCAGUCUAACUAUUGUAUUAUAGAUGCUAUAUGUUAUAGUAAUGGUUUAUUUCAAUCUAACUAUUGUAUUAUAGAUUCUAUAUAUUAUAGUAAUGGUUUAUUUCAAUCUAACUAUUGUAUUAUAGAUGCUAUAUGUUAUAGUAAUGGUUUAUUUCAGUCUAACUAUUGUAUUAUAGAUGCUAUAUGUUAUAGUAAUGGUUUAUUUCAGUCUAACUAUUGUAUUAUAGAUGCUAUAUGUUAUAGUAAUAGUUUAUUUCAGUCUAACUGUUGUAUUAUAGAUGCUAUAUGUUAUAGUAAUGGUUUAUUUCAAUCUAACUAUUGUAUAAUAGAUACUUUAUGUUAUAGUAAUGGUUUAUUUCAGUUUAACUAUUGUAUUAUAGAUGCUAUAUGUUAUAGUAAUGGUUUAUUUCAGUCUAACUAUUGUAUUAUAGAUGCUAUAUAUUAUAGUAAUGGUUUAUUUCAAUCUAACUAUUGUAUUAUAGAUGCUAUAUGUUAUAAUGCUAUAUGUUAUAGUAAUGGUUUAUAUCAGUCUAACUAUUGUAUUAUAGAUGCUAUAUGUUAUAGUAAUGGUUUAUUUCAGUCUAACUAUUGUAUUAUAGAAACUAUAUGUUAUAGUAAUGGUUUAUUUCAGUCCAACUAUUGUAUUAUAGAUGCUAUAUGUUAUAGUAAUGGUUUAUUUCAGCCUGACCAUUGUAUUAUGCAUAAUAGAUGCUAUGGUAAUGGUACGAUAUACAAUACUGGUGACAGAGAAUUUAUAUGUCGAGCUGACAGUAAUGUUAAAGCUUGGCAUCCCGAUGAGUCUGAUGUUCAAACACAAUCCACAACUCCAAGGAAUGAAUCGCCUACUUUUUUGUGCAUAGUUUUGAAUAUUUUUUGUAAUGAAUAG